This is a messenger RNA of Penaeus chinensis, 1587 nucleotides long. Its product is annotated as formin-like protein 5. The coding region runs from base 1 to 1587 and encodes 528 amino acids. NCBI's taxonomy places the organism in Eukaryota, Metazoa, Arthropoda, Malacostraca, Decapoda, Penaeidae. The transcript has 4 exons. The record is from RefSeq and is a predicted model, not a curated record.
AUGGAAAAGGGGCACGAGGUGUACAUCCUGCAAGAGUCCCGUCAGUUCACCGGCGUCGGACGGCCGACGUCCCUCCUCCCGCCGAACACGACCAGACGCAGGAGACUCACGACGACACGCCACAACAGGACGCGGGUCUUUUCAUCGGACCUCCCCGCCUUCGGCAAGGGCAGCGCGCCCACAGUAUUUGGCAGGAGUCCACAGGAACCAAAGAGAUCCUCCACCAAGCACAAGUCGCUGAGUGAGCUGCUCCUGCAGGAGGAAACGGUGGCGAGACACGAGAGGAAGAGCCCCAUCACCUUCGCCCCGCCUGUGUACAAGCCGGGUCCCGCCGUCGUUAAGUUCGCGCCGGACCUCGGUGACCUCAGGAAAGCGGGCCUCGUCGGGCAGCUCGAUAUGAAGAAAGUGACUAAGGGAAAAACGAUUGAAGACGGAGAAAUCAGCGAGAGAAUACAGAAACAGGGAAGAAAAAGAAAUUCAGAGACCGAAACGAAAAUUCCAGAUUACGUAUCUAGCACGACAUUUAAACCCAAGUUCGUAUACAAAGACGUCGGGACACAGAACAAGAAAAUUUCGACCUUCGACGGAGUUUCUGAAGAAAUGGCUCUCUACGUGGAGACUGCGCACAGUCCGACGUACUCCCUCUUGCCGCAGGCCUUGCGCAAGCAUCGGCUCAGACAGUACAACCUCUCGUCGCAAGGGCGCGAUCCGGCCACCGGUAUCGACACCGCCUCCCUUCGCCGACAGCAGUUCCUCAGCCAACGUCUCUCGCCGACUGCGUCGUCGUUCAUCCCUCCCGCGACGCCCCUCUCGGACCGAAGCGUCGUACCUCGAGGUAACUGGCAGUCCCCUCGGCCGCUCGUGAUUGUGGCGACGCCUCGGCCUACCCUCACGCCCAAGACGUAUAUACUAGAUUCGACGACGCCGAAGCCGCGCUCGUCGACGCGGCUCUUGAAAACCCUCAACGUGCGGGCGCGUGAAAGAAUCGACCUGCCGUUUUCCUCUCCCGCGUCUUCACCUUUCUACGAGGCUGCGGGGCUCUCUCCGCCGCCCUUCUCGUCUUUUCCCACUCCGCCUCCUUCCGAUAAUCCUCCCCAACCACGACCCCCGCCGACGCCCCCUAACAGCACGCCCCUGCGGGUAUACGACGCCCCACGCUUUGCCCACUCCCUCCGCGCCCCUUUCGUGCCCGCAAUCACACCUGUCCCCCUUUUCCCCACUGGCUCACCUCUGCCCCUCACCCCCACGGGCGCACCUCUGCCCCUCGUCCCUACUAGCAUACCUGUCCGCCGCCCUUUGCCUGUCGUCCCCACCCGUACACCUAUUCCUUCGCCUGUGUCACCUGGGCUUGUGUACGAGAGGCCCGUCUACGCGUCCACGCCGCUACCGCCGAGGCGACCUACUUUCUAUGAGAGUGUCGGAGGGAUCCCUGGAGUUCCCGGGACGCCCCACAAGGACUUCCCGAUGUACGCGACCAUCCCCGACACCACAUUCUCGUGUAAUGACCGCAUCACCGGGUACUACGCGGAUACUGAGGCGCGGUGCCAGAAAAUCACGCCAAACUGGCCAAAUACAUCUGCACUAUGA